Messenger RNA from Syngnathus typhle (broad-nosed pipefish), 2482 nucleotides. It is a transcript of the gene trim25l, whose product is annotated as tripartite motif containing 25, like. Gene Ontology annotation, molecular function: zinc ion binding; protein binding. NCBI's taxonomy places the organism in Eukaryota, Metazoa, Chordata, Actinopteri, Syngnathiformes, Syngnathidae. The record is from RefSeq and is a predicted model, not a curated record. The coding region runs from base 1 to 2373 and encodes 790 amino acids. The transcript has 16 exons.
AUGAGUAAUAAACUGUGGACAGAAGAGCAGUUCAACUGCCCCGUGUGUCUGGAUCUCCCGAACGAUCCGGUCACCAUCCCCUGCGGGCACAGCUACUGCAUGGGCUGUAUUAAGGACUACUGGAGCAAGGAUGAUCCCAAGGGUAUCUACAGCUGCCCCCAGUGCCGUCAGACUUUCUGCCCUCGGCCCUCGCUUUCCAGAAACACCAUGCUGGCUGAAGCGGUGGAGCAGCUCCGCAGAGGAAUCCCAAGAUCUGAGGUCUCUAAAAGCAUCAAAUUAAAAUCCCCAAACCUUCUCCCCUCCUCGGUUGUGCAGUGCGACCUGUGCAAAGGAGAGCAGAAGGCAGCGGUCAAGACCUGCGUGGUGUGCAUGAGUUCGUACUGCGAGAGCCACCUGAAGCCUCACCAGACCACCAAGGCCCUGAGAGAGCACGAGCUGAUUGCGCCGACAGGGAACUUGACUGAGAAGAUCUGCACUCAGCACAAGUACUUGCAGGAGUUCUUCUGUCGCCAAUGCAAGGUGUUCAUCUGUUGGCUGUGCACGAGCAACCUGCACAAAGGCCACGAGAGCGUGUCCACAAAGGCUGAACGCAUGGACAAAGAGAAAGGGCUUUCUGAGAUGCAGGCGGAAAAUCAGAAGAAGCUCAAAGAUAGACAGCAGGAGCUGAAGGACAUGAAGAAGAUGAUGGACGGAAUGAAGCGCUCUGCAGACCGCGUUCACAGCGACUCAGAGAAGGUGCUGUUGGAGCUUCAGCACUCGGUGGAGAGACUCCAGGAACUAUUAGAAGAGUUGCUGGAUGAGGUCGGCCGAGAGAAGAUGGAGCAAGCCCAGGAGGUGACUGAUAAUCUGGAGGCAGAGAUCAAGGUGCUAAAGAGGAGGGAGACUCAGAUGAAGGACCUAGCGCAAUGCCAGGAUCACAUCUACUACCUGCAGACGUAUGACACCAUGUGCAGUCCACUCGAGUCAGGAGACCUUCCAGCCGUGCAGGUCAACCUUGACGCUUCCUUUGAGCCUGUGCGGGAAGCCAUCCUAGACCUAAGGGAGCGAGUGGAGGACAUGUGCAACCUGGAGCUGGGCAAUAUCACCAAAAAAGUCAAUGAGACAACGUUAUUCACACUGGGCGCUGCCAAUCGUAAUCAGAGAAGUGGCCUCUUAAAAUUAUUUUCAGCCCUUGGAUCACGAAAUGCGAAUCCAAACAACCGUUCGGCAGGGUCAUCACCAAGUAUCUCAGUUACGUCGCGAAGUACUGACAGAAGAGGACUGGGCAUUAGAGGUCAAGAUGUGAGGAGCAGAGACACAUCACGAGAGGUCGCGCAGAGGUCACCCAGGCCAUGGGACAGAAGGGGCCGAGAUGAAAGAGAGUCAACACGGGAGGCCAACCUCAGACCAAGCCCCAGACCCAGCCCAACUCCAAGCCGGAGAGAAUCCCCGUCUCUGUGGAACAGGUCCAGUCAGAGUCAGGGUGUCCCUGCUACUCCGCCCAGUCCCGCACCAGUGAGCCCGAACCCGACCCAGACGCUUGCUCCUGCGCCAGCAUCCACCGGAGCUUUUAGUCGCAUGUCAUCGAUCAGCAGUAUUUUCCGGUCGCGUCGUGGCAACACACCUGUAGCGACCGCAGCGUUGGCAGGGGCGCUGCCAACCGUGUCUGAAACACCAGUAGAAGUUAACCCGGGUCUGUUCUUGGACUCACCCGCCCCCACUGGCAAUAAUCAUACUCCUGCUUUCCCUGCGUUAAGAGAAAUCAGCCUUGCCAGCUUUCAGGCUCCAGAACCGAGGGCAAGGGAAGAGUUCCUGCAAUAUUCUGUGAACUUCACCCUUGAUCCAAACAGCGCACAUCGUCGCCUGAUUCUCUCCGAGGGCAACACCAAGGCAACCCUGCAAGGGGAAGUGGCGGCCUAUCUGGACACCCCCCAACGUUUUGAUGGCUGGACCCAGGUCAUGUGCGGGACCCCGGUGUACUCGCAACGUUCCUAUUGGGAGGUGGAGUGGCGAGGCCGAGGCUCCUCCAUGGGCGUGGCAUACGCAUCCCUGAGCAGGAAGGGCUCGGACGCCAGGGCGGGAAUCGGCUACAACGCCCAGUCGUGGACACUGGAGCUCUCCGACACUUGCUGCUCAGCGCUGCACGACAACGAGAAGAGGGACAUCCCGGUCACCUACUCCCCCCGUCUCGGAAUUUUUGUGGAUUUGUCCGAGGGAACGCUGGGGUUCUACGGCGUGGCUGAGAGCCUGACGCACCUUCACACAUUUCGGGCAAACUUUACCCAGCCCCUCUAUGCAGUCUUUGGGGUGGGCAGCGGAGUCGGGGUGGGUUUGGAUUUUGCACGUGGACAAUUCAGUUCCACCUCUGACAGCAUUAAGCUGUGUCCCAUGUGAAUGUCUAUACCGAAGAAUUUGUUUUAUAUCCUGUUGAGCAGGACAGGGGUGUCAUUAUUACACACCCCUGUAUUUGAUUAUUUUGUAUAAAGUUAUCGUUCAACACAUA